CCACAUAUCAUUGACCUAUCGCUGACGUUGACAUCCAACGGUGAACCUUAAAUAUUUGAGAGAGUUUUGAUAGCGCGGUUUUACUUCGGUUUUUCAGCCCAUUUAUCAAAUGGAGAAGGAUAUUGCUAUUCAGAGGACAAUCUCAGACAACGGGGAGCCAUAUACGUCUAAGAUAUCGGCAGUUCGAGUUGGGCGUGAGAAUCUUUCAGAUGCUCUACCUCCCCACGAGGACUAUGAGGGACGUCACAGAUAUGAUCCGGGUGCCACGUGGACUCCGGCUGAGGAGAGAAGGGUAAUCUUGAAAACAGACCUUUAUCUUUUGUCGUGGAUUUGUGUCAUGUUCGCGGGCCUCCAACUUGAUCGCGGAAAUCUGUCAAAUGCAACAGCAGAUAAUAUCCUCGAUGAUUUGAACCUCACCAGUGAUGAUUAUAAUAAUGGCACAACGAUUCAGCUUCUUGCCUUCAUGGUUUGCGAAUUCCCUGUCCAAAUUCUGACCAAGAGAUACGGAUUUAAACGUAUCUUACCAUCCAUGAUGAUUUGCUGGAGCUUAGUUUCAUGGGCUCAAUCGUGGAUGACCAAUAGAACGUCGUUCUACAUUACCCGGGCCCUUAUCGGAGCAUUUGAGGGUGGUUUUAUUCCUGGUACUAUUCUCUUCGCGACGUACUUCUAUACGUCCAAGGAGUUAUCUAUUCGCCUCGCCGCAUUUUGGUCGACUCUUAACGUUGCGAGAGUUAUUUCGGCACUCCUGGCCGCUGGGAUUCUCGAACUGCGUGGAACCAGUGGAAAGCCCGGAUGGUUUUGGCUGUUCCUGAUUGAGGGCAUUUUAACUUUCGUGAUUGGUAUUAUCAGUUUCUUCUAUCUCCCCAGUUCACCGACGUCAACUUCCGGUGUUAUUUGGAGAAAGCCAUGGUAUACUGAACGAGAAGAAAUUAUCAUGAUUAACCGCAUCUUACGAGAUGAUCCAGCCAAGGGCCUCACAGCUCUAAAAGAACCAGCCACAUUUGCGGAUAUCAAGAGAGCUUGGAGCGACAAGUCAAUGUGGGGACUCUACUUCGUCGGACUUGUAGCUUAUAUUCCGGCAACACCAGUCCAGGCAUAUCUCACACUUACUCUGAAACGCCUCAACUUCACCACAUUCAACUCCAACAUGCUCACCGUGCCAUCGGCAGUCAUCCAAAUUAUCACCAUGUUAACUCUAUCAUACAGCAGCGAAUUUUUCAACGAGAGAACUUUCCAUUGUUUUUUCGGCGAAUUUUGGAUCCUGCCGCUUCUUGCUGCUCUUUUAACUCUUCCUGAUGGCGGAAGAGAGUGGUCUAGAUUCUCACUGAUCACGUUGAUCUCUGGCUAUCCCUACUUUCACCCCAUCGUCUCAGCGUGGAUCUCGGAAAAUACAUUUGACGUGAAGAAGCGCGCCAUUACCGCUGCGACUUACAAUGUCAUUGUCCAGGUGGGGUCACUUAUCGGAUCUCAGAUAUAUCGAAAAUACGACUCGCCGUACUACAAGCAGGGAAACAAAGUCCUGAUAUCUAUUUGCGCUCUUUCGUUGUUAACGUUUGUUGCACAGAGACUGUAUUUGCAGACUCUGAACAAGAGGAAGGCGGCAGUUUGGGACGAGAUGACUGUUGAGGAGCGAUCAAUUUAUCAGGCAGACGCUACAGCGAGAGAGGCAGAUGGGAAUAAGAGGCUUGAUUUUAGGUUCCAGUAUUAGGUAGUUAAAGUAGUCGGAG
Molecule: messenger RNA, 1727 nt
Organism: Pseudogymnoascus verrucosus
Lineage: Eukaryota; Fungi; Ascomycota; Leotiomycetes; Thelebolales; Thelebolaceae
Exons: 7
Coding region: 110-1708 (532 amino acids)
Biological process (GO): transmembrane transport
Cellular component (GO): membrane
Molecular function (GO): transmembrane transporter activity
Source: RefSeq, a predicted model, not a curated record